ACCAACGAUGAAUUUUAACUGACCAAGAUGUCAGCCUCCAUGAAUGCUGUGUUUUCUCGGUUUUCAAGAUUGUGUUUAAACCAAGGUAUAACCCUACGGACAGUUCAUACUCAGGUGUCACCGCUGUUAUUUAAAGUAUCAGAACAGCUAUGUGCCGAACCUAUGAAAAAGAAGAAAAAGGUCGACCCUAUGAAGCAGUUCGCUAAAGAAGCUAAAAAACUCAAAAAGAUUGAAAGAGAAAUCAGACGAUUGGACAAAAAAGGACGUAUUUUAAAGCCUAUUGAUGAAUUGGACAGUGUGAGACGGUUAUCGAAAGAACUUGAAUUGAGAAAAAGAGAAAGGACAGUUGUGUCAUUCGAUGAAAUGGAAAAUAGAGUGCUGCUAUAUAAAGAUUGGACUCGUUAUAAAGCUCAACAACGUCGACUUGAUUCUAUUACACUUAGACGUCUUCAGAAUUCACAGACCAAAGCGCUGGAUGAAUUAAGAAAAGAAUCUGAGGACCUUUAUCAAAAAGCCAUACAGAUUGAUGAAGGAAUGCUUGAGUUACGUAUUACUGGACCAUUAUCAACCCCUCCAAUAAAAUCUUUUGAGCCCACAGAUGGGGAAUAUGUCGACAAAACUAGAAAAUUCGAUGAAACAGAAAUAGAGAUACCGAAAAUAGAGUUGACUUCUAAAAGAAGACGGACCUAAGUGUGUCAGCAUUGGGAUCUAGCAGUUUCCUUAUCAGAUAUGUUUUGUGUUUGAAUUCUGGCUUGAGAUUGGUUUACAUCAGUCUUGCCAUUGGCUAGAUCUGAGAUCAGGGUCGCGUUUCACAAAGCAGGCGUAUAGAUAUGCGUAAUUGUAAAUCAAACAUUUUAUUAUACAGUGUCUUGAAAAUGAAAUGAAAUGGGGUUUAAUGGCCUACUUAUCUAUUCCAAGAAAGAGUCUUUUCCCCUUGUCAGUGACGUAGAAUGGAUGGUCUGGAAAGGAACAGUGCUUAGUCGUUCGGAUGGUAUGUAAAUCCAACGUCCCAUGGACAGAAUUCGAAGUAUGAGUGGGCCUUCACCCCCGUCCAGGCAAAAUUCUCCUCAGAGCACACUGUAUGAAAAGUAGGACAUUAAACCCCAAUCUAUAUUUAUUAACUCGUUAAUCUGCAAUCUGAUUAAAACACAGAUCCUAUAUCGUUUGUUUCUUUAUAGUUUAAAAUUUUGUUUUACUUCUCUUUACUACACUAGGAUCUGAAAGAGUUGUUAUAAAACCCAAGGGGGGUUGGAUGGCUGAAUGGUUAGCGUGCGCGCGCUGUAUCAUACAGUCUGUCAUUGAGUCGACUAGGGUCGCCUGUCCAACCUUGUGGGUUUUCUCCGGGUCCUCCGGUUUCCUCCCACUGCUAAAGAUCCCUACGCGCAAGCGAAUUAUGUAAAUAAAAUUAAACCAUAUGUUAGUCCCGAAAUGACCUAGUUUGUGUCGAGUGGACGUUAAACCCCAUUUCUCUCUCUCUCUCUCUAUAAAACCCACGUUAUUGUUGUGAAGGAUUAGCCAAUGAAACGGUCUGUUGUAGCGAGUUCUUGGCGUGCAAUGCACAGAACUGUGGGUAUCAUACUAGAAACAUCAACAAAAUUGGUUGUCGAAAGCCGCUCGUAUGACCUCUGACGUGAUCUCCCACUACAACUGAUUAAAUCUUCAUGUUGUGUAGGCCAUUGAAAGUAUAAGAAAUACAGAACGAAAUAUAGAACUGUAUUUGAAUCAGAUUGUACAUAUCUAGUAUUAAACAUACAUUAUGCAAGAGCUAAAUCUGCCUAUUGCAGGUCUUUCUUUAGGCCUGAAAUCUUAUCUAAAUAAUUAAUUAGACAUUAAUUAACUUAUCUAGACCAUAUUCAACUCUCGACGGCAUCAAUAGACUACGAUAUUUACUAGAUUAGGUUCCGAUUUGCUGUUCGACUUCCAUUCAUUUAAAUCAUGAAAUGGAUAACCGAGACUAUGUUUUUUUGUCAUAUCAAUUUUAGUAAUGAUGAUCAAGGCUAGGCCGGAAAUUCAAUUGCUAAAAUCUCGGUUCAUAGUGGAUCAAUUUGACAGAAAUUUUCAGCAAAUUCCCUUUACAUUAUCUAGUUUUUAACUAUUAUAGUGAGAACUGCCAUCUCUUUAUCUAAUCUUCCAUAAUGUAUCUUUAAACUGUACAUGUAUAUGCUGUUUAUAUAGAGAUGUCAGAUUAAUAACAGUUUUAAUUUGUU
This is a messenger RNA of Patella vulgata (common limpet), 2207 nucleotides long. RefSeq names its product 39S ribosomal protein L40, mitochondrial. Bases 28 to 690 code for a protein of 220 amino acids. The record is from RefSeq and is a predicted model, not a curated record. Gene Ontology annotation, cellular component: mitochondrial ribosome; mitochondrial large ribosomal subunit. NCBI's taxonomy places the organism in Eukaryota, Metazoa, Mollusca, Gastropoda, Patellidae. The transcript is spliced from 5 exons.